GAGACUCCAGAAGGCAUAAGGCGCUUUUACCUUGACAUCAUGGCGCCAGCCCAUCCGGAGCAUUAUGCCCUCGGCCCGUAUCCGAUUGGUAUCGUCGAAACUAUCGGGGAGCACAUUUGCCGUGUACGCAUCGACAACACUGUCGAAGUACCGCAAUUUGUGCGGGAUUAUGGCGACUCUACAUACGACAAAAAGCUCCCGGUAACUUGUUAUCUAGAUGAUGGUACCGUCUUCUUCUAUGGUUUCCAGGAGCUUAGAGACACAGAACAUGGGUGCGACUUCAGAAUUCGGAUAAUAUUCCCGGCUGCAUCGCCUCAGAUUCUCUUUGACGAACAUACUGAGCAUCUGGCCAUUGAGUUCAGGAGCUGGAUCAUGGCUGUUUCUGAAAGCUGUUACAAGUAAUUGGGUGGCAUUGUCGGGGAAAGCAUGAUAAUCAUCUGUGUUCUCGCAGGCCGCCCUUGCAGGUGGUCAGCGAAAGCGAAGGCUGUGCAUAACACAGUCUUACAUAGCCGAGGAAAUACUGUACCUCCUAAUUGCCCUCAAAUUGAUUCUUUA
Messenger RNA from Pseudogymnoascus verrucosus, 555 nucleotides. RefSeq lists its product as uncharacterized. The transcript has a single exon. NCBI's taxonomy places the organism in Eukaryota, Fungi, Ascomycota, Leotiomycetes, Thelebolales, Thelebolaceae. Bases 40 to 402 code for a protein of 120 amino acids. The record is from RefSeq and is a predicted model, not a curated record.